Messenger RNA from Lates calcarifer (barramundi perch), 1699 nucleotides. It is a transcript of the gene as3mt, whose product is annotated as arsenite methyltransferase. Gene Ontology annotation, biological process: toxin metabolic process; arsonoacetate metabolic process. Gene Ontology annotation, molecular function: arsenite methyltransferase activity. Bases 89 to 1228 code for a protein of 379 amino acids. Gene Ontology annotation, cellular component: cytosol. Lineage: Eukaryota; Metazoa; Chordata; Actinopteri; Centropomidae. The record is from RefSeq and is a predicted model, not a curated record. The transcript is spliced from 11 exons.
AGCAGGAAGAUGAGCAGACUACUAUGUCGAGCACUUCCUCUUGAAACUGUGGACUUUGUUAUUAUACAGACUGUGGUCAACAUCCGAGAUGAUGGCUGAAGGAAACAGAGCGAGCCCAAAGGGUUUCGUUGAGGGCACUGUUCACGUGGACGUCAAGGAUUAUUAUGGCAAGAGGCUGACGAACACCUCAGACCUGCAGAGCAACGCUUGUGUGGCUCCAGCCCAGCCCAUCCCUGCCUUCAUCCGCCAGGCUCUGAAGAGAGUGCACCCUGAAGUCACUGCCAGGUACUAUGGCUGUGGUCUGGUGGUGCCAGAGUGUUUGGAGGGCUGCAGGAUACUGGACCUGGGCAGUGGAAGUGGGAGGGACUGCUACAUGCUGAGUCAGCUGGUGGGUGAGAAGGGUCAUGUCACUGGCAUCGACAUGACUGAGGACCAGCUCAAAGUGGCCAGGACAUAUGUGGACUACCAUAUGCAAGAGUUUGGCUACAAGAAGCCCAAUGUCAGUUUUGUCCAGGGCUACAUUGAGGCCCUAACACAGGCGGGUCUGGAAAAGAGCUCAUUUGAUAUCAUUAUUUCAAACUGUGUGGUGAAUCUCUCUCCAGACAAGAGGCGAGUCCUGGCUGAGGCCUACAGUGUACUCAAGGACGGUGGUGAGCUGUACUUCAGUGACGUCUACUGCAGUGGAAGGCUGACAGAGGAAAUUAAAACUCACAAAGUGCUAUGGGGCGAGUGUCUUGGCGGAGCGCUCUGGUGGAAGGAUCUUCUGCAACUGGCCGAAGAAGUCGGCUUCAGCCCCCCACGGCUGGUUACAGCCAAUGUUAUCACUGUCGACAACAAAGAACUGCAGGAUGUUCUGGGUGACUUCAAGUUUGUCUCUGCCACGUACCGCCUUUUUAAGGUCCCUAAAGGCAACACCAAGUCCUGUCAGGUCAUCUAUAAUGGGGACAUUACUGGAGUAGAGGACAGCUUCCAGUUUGACUGUCAAUACACAUUCAAGGCCGGUGAAGUGGUGGGGGUGGAUGAGGAGGUGGCCAGCAUCCUGACCCAUUCCAGAUUUGCGGAGGACUUCACUUUCCAGCCACCCGGAGGCCCCCAUGGGCCCUGUGGAGUCAGACAUAAAGCGGGCAUUGUGGAUCCUUUCGAGCUGGUCCUUCAUCUGGAGAAACAAAGUCCAGGUUCAGCCACAGGGGGGUGCUGCAGCACUCAGUCUGCUGCCUGCUGCAAGUGAUGGUGGGAAGAGCACAGAGAAAUACAGGCCCUGCAUCAUUUACACCAGUGCUGCAUAGUGCACAUUAUGACAAUAGCUCAAAUGCACUAAAUUAAUUAUGCCUCAUUAGGUGUCAAUAUUUUGAGUCUUAUUAACAUUUCAAUUGCUGUUUACACAUAAAUGUGUGCUGUUGAUGGUCUGUGCACAGUUCCCUCUCAAUUAACUCCAGUGGAAAAACAGAAAGGACAAUGAAUUUAGUUUAUUCAAAUAAUGGUGCUGCAUAAAUAAAUUAAUCUGAAGUUAUGUCAUUCACACCUUCAUCAUUACACAAACAAAUGACACUAUUUCACUCACAAUACCUCUAAUUGCUAUUUAGACAAAUUUCCAUUAUUGUGACCUCUGUAACAGUGUUUUUAUUACUGUUAGUACUAUUAUUUUAAUCAUUGUGUGUUUGAUUUAUUAAGAGACAAUAAAUAUUUUCAAUCAAUUGAA